Molecule: messenger RNA, 3707 nt
Organism: Oncorhynchus keta (chum salmon)
Lineage: Eukaryota; Metazoa; Chordata; Actinopteri; Salmoniformes; Salmonidae
Product: kremen protein 1-like
Exons: 11
Coding region: 408-1811 (467 amino acids)
Biological process (GO): multicellular organism development
Cellular component (GO): plasma membrane
Source: RefSeq, a predicted model, not a curated record
AUCCCUUGUUGCUGUGUGUGUGUGUGUGUGUGUGUGUGUGUGUGUGUGUGUGUGUGUGUGUGUGUGUGUGUGUGUGUGUGUGUGUGUGUGUGUGUGUGUGUGUGUGUGUGUGUGCGUGCGUGCGUGCGUGCGUGCGUGUGUGUGUGUGUGUGGUUAGACCUGCCUGCCUUGGAGUUCACUUCAGACUUCUAUCGCGGACUUGGAACGACACCUCCACACAAAACGAUUCGCCGCAUCAGUCCGCAUCAGGCAGCGUUCAGAGCAACAGUUCACCUGCGUCCGAAGUUCCCGAACACUUUCCAGUCUCAGCACUCCUCGCACAGAACACGACCAUAACCUACCCAAGACAAGUCCCACUCUCGUUCUCUCUCUCGCUCUCUCUCUUUCUCUCUCUCAAUACUUGAGCGAUGGAUUCAUUUUUAACAAUCACGGCUGCCCUUCUACUAGUUGGUUCUUCAUCUUCGACUGCUUCGAGACAAUUCGACACUGAAUGUUACACAGCCAAUGGAGAGGACUACAGAGGCUGCCAGAACCAGACAAGCCUCCUGGGUGGUAAGCCCUGCCUCUUCUGGAACGAAACCUUCCAGCACCCCUACAACACCCUCAAGUACCCCAACGGAGAGGGUGGUCUUGGCAGCCACAACUACUGCAGGAACCCUGAUGGUGAUGUCCAGCCGUGGUGUUACAUCGCUGACCAUGAAGACGGAAUCUACUGGAGAUACUGCGACAUACCCACCUGUCAGAUGCCUGGUAACCUGGGCUGUUUUAAGGACAGUGGUGACCCUCCCACCCUGACAGGGAGCAGUCAGACCUCUAACAAACUCACCGUCCAGAACUGCAUCAGCUUCUGCCGUAAACAGAGAUACAUGCUUGCCGGGAUGGAGUCGGGUUAUGCCUGUUUCUGUGGCAACGACCUGGACCUGCAUCGCCAUGGCCAGGCGCCCAGCAUGGAAUGCAACCACGUGUGUUUCGGUGACCACACCCAGCCUUGUGGGGGAGAUGGAUGGGUCAUCGUCUUCGACACUCGAGUGGGGGCAUGCGGGGGUAACUACUCUGCGCCCUCUGGGGUGGUCUACUCCCCUGACUUCCCUGAUAAGUACGGGGCCGGAAGGGUUUGCUACUGGACUGUCCAGGUCCCUGGAGCCUCCGUGAUCCUGUUUAACUUCACCUUCUUUGACAUCUCGGACCAGACAGACAUGGUUGAACUGCUGGACGGCUACACCAACCAGGUGGUGGCGAGGUUUGACGGUCGUACCCCUCCCCGGGAGCUGGUCAACGUCACUGGAGACUAUGUUAUCCUCUACUUCUACUCAGACCGAACCAACCAGGCACAGGGCUUCGCUGUCACGUAUCAAGCUCUGAGAGGGUCCAGGCCUAUGGAUGAAGAAGAGGAGGAGGAGGAAGAGGACACCAGUACGGUGGAGCCUCAGCUGGGAGGAGUAACGGAGAAAACUAAUGGUCGCUCCUCACAAAUCCUCUACGUAAUAACAUCCAGUCCUGGUAAACCGGACCACAACAUGCCAGGUCAGUGGGUCGGACCCAACGGUACCAACGGAUACACCUCUAAGUGGACCAUCUACACUUUGGCUGCUCUCCUGACUCUGACAGUCAUUGUCAUGGUGACCAAACUACUGCUUCAUGCCACAGUCAAAUCUCCCAACAUCCCGACCAUCAGUGGUUCAGAGAGCUGCAGCGGUCAGAGUUCUGGGUCUGAGCCCUGGAUCAUCCUUUACCAGCCCUCCACCAUCUCUCUUUUCAAGAAAAAGCUAAAGAACCACCACGGAGACCUCAGCCCUCUGGUGGGCAACUAGGGAAAUGCAGUCUGGUAUACUACUGCCAUCACUACUGAACCCUGUACCAGGGCCUACCGUACCAGAGCGAGCAACAGAGCUGGCCGCCCCAAAUCAAUGAGACUCCAUGGGGCACUGAGCUACAAAGCUAACAUGCUAACUAAUGACUGAUUCACUGACUCACUGAGAGACUACUACCAAAAUGGCCCAGACAUGGCUGUCUGUGUCUGCUGUGUACAAGGCAGGAGAGGAGAGUAGAUGUACAAACAGCUCAAGGUGGACAUUUUACUGCAGGGCACUCAUAUUCUUGGGGUUCUACUUCCAUUGUCUCUCCAUGGAUGUCUGAUAGAUUAUUGAAGUCCUCCUCUAAAGACAGGGGUUGGCUGGGGCCAAAUCAGAUUCCAGUUUCCACAGGACUCCUCCAGAAUGCAGGUCUUCCAUUGUAACUGUUUCCAAGUGGGGCACAAAAUGACAGACUACGCAUCUCUCCUCAUUUAAUAAUCUGCGAACAACAAAGGGAGCCAUGCAUAUUCCCUGUCAGUGACUGUGACUGGUGUCUCACACAGAAAAGGGGGGUUGAAUCCUGAUCGUUAUCAAGGGACGAGGACAUCAACCCCGUCAUAUUACGGUACAUGUAACUCUGACUCAGUUAUGUAAGUACAAUUAAUACCACUAUGGACAAUCGGCAGUUAUUGAACCACCACAGCCAGCUAAGCCUGAAAGGGACCCCCUUUCCUCCUGGACAGCAGCGAGUUACCUGUAAUGAUGGUGCAUUAUGUAGGCCAGUGUUAGGUAUAGAGAGAGAGACGAGAGGUGAUUUACCUGCUCUGUCUGGAGCGAGGAGAAUAGAUAGCAUGAGUAAGUCCUGAAGAAAGAACGCAUCUAAAAAAAGACAUGAAUACAGAGAGAGAAAAACAACACUCUCUCUCUAUGCCACACUGCCUCUUCCUCACUCUCUCUCUAUGCCAUACUGCCACUUCCUCACUCUCUCUCUAUGCCAUACUGCCUCUUCCUCACUCUCUCUCUAUGCCACACUGCCUCUUCCUCACUCUCUCUCUAUGCCACACUGCCUCUUCCUCACUCUCUCUCUAUGCCACACUGCCUCUGGAGGGAACCAUGUCAGAAGUCUCUCCAAUGACGGGGUGGAUGGAGGGGGAGAGGGAAGUAAGGAAGGAAACAGAAGGAGAAGAAAGGUAGAAGAGGGUUGGGUGUAAUUUAACAACUGCCGUUUUAAAGUCCCGAACAGUCAUAUGGAUUAAAAUAGCCUUUUGAGUGAUCAAAUAUUAAUAUCAUCCAUCAUAUUUGUGGGGGAUCGAAACGCUUGCGGAUGGCUAACUACGAGGAAGUUUGAAACGCCUAACGCCUAAACGCAACUUGACUACAGUGAGCAGUGUUGCAGUAAAAUCAUCUCAAGAUAAUUUGGUGAAACACAAAACAACAUUGAUGUUGCAUCAAUUAUGUAGAUUUUUUGCACAUCUCCCGUUUGACAUAUCUCUUGUGAUGCGAUCCACAGCAGAACUGACGGAUGUGUUGACAUGACAACUAUAUCAGAGUUUUGAGCGUUCCAUGCUGGCUGAAAACCUACCUAGCCAGUAACUAGCUAACACCAGACACAGAUGACACAGAUGACAUAGUUAUAGUUAUCAUGAGAUAGUUAUCUUUUCCAUAGAUGAAUAGAGUAGACUUUUAAUUAUAUUGGCUGACACCCGACAGUCAAAGUUUGGCACCAGUAGAGUAGCUAUCUAGCUAUAUAAACAACGCCCCUCCAAACACACUUUCUCCAAUGUUGGUUACAAGGUGGUACUUAUUUAAAUUAGGUAAGGGAACGCCAUGUUACCAUUGGUGUAUUAAAAUGACUGAGUUAGGGUGAUGUCACCCUUUCCCCUAAAUAACCUCACCUCCUUAAUCCAAGUGUUU